ACAUGGAGUAUAUCAAGCCGAGAUUAGACCAGGUGAAAGUUGUUGCUGUCACUUGUCUGGGAAUUACUAGUUCCUUGCUCACUGGCAAGAAGUUUGAUGUUUGCAUCAUGGAUGAAGCUGGGCAGAUCACUCUCAUGAUAUCACUUGGACCUUUGAUGUUUAGUUCGACUUGUGUUCUUGUUGGUGAUCACUAUCAACUACCCUCACUUGUUCUAACAAAGUUCAGAUCUUUGUCUUCAUCCAGUUUGGUUCACUUUGCUGCUGACAUCUUAUAUCACAUUCAAGUGAUUGUUUGAUGAAUCAAUUUGUAGAGUGCAGAGGCUCGAGAGAAUGGAAUGGGG
Molecule: messenger RNA, 341 nt
Organism: Linum tenue
Lineage: Eukaryota; Viridiplantae; Streptophyta; Magnoliopsida; Malpighiales; Linaceae
Source: the annotation of a GenBank genome assembly